Gongylonema pulchrum is the source of this 354-nucleotide messenger RNA. Lineage: Eukaryota; Metazoa; Nematoda; Chromadorea; Rhabditida; Gongylonematidae. The record is from the annotation of a GenBank genome assembly.
AUGGUAAAAAUAAAAAAUACACGAGCAAACCGAACGAUCUGGGUUGUGCGUCAUGGUCAGCGAAUAGAUAACUUGAAACCGGAAUGGAAGGAAAGUGCACCACGAGGAGCAUGGGACGAUCCUACUCUGAGCAAUCGAGGCAUUGUGCAAGCGCGCGAAUGUGGCGUGCGAUUAUCCACUGAGCAAAUCGAUGCGGUUUACUGCUCACCAUUCAUACGAUGUAUUCAAACUACGGAGCAAAUAGUGAAUAAGUACCCAAAACAACUGAAGGUUUUUAUCGAGCCGGGUAUCUGCGAAGCGCUUUGUUCAACACAGUAUCCGCCUGGAUAUCUCUCGGUGCAUGAACUGAAGUAG